AUGAGAAGCACCCUGCCCCAGAUCACAGGGCCGGGCGCCCCCUGGGGGCCGCUGCAGCUGCCACUGCCACUCCCGCUGCCUGCCACGUCCUGGAUCCAGCCCGGAGCCGAGCGGCAAAGGUCCACCCCAUCAGCGAAGAAGGAUUUGCCCCUGCCCCGGAAAAGCAGCAGCUGCCGUACCAGUAACCGGAAAAGCCUCAUCCUGACCAGCACGUCGCCCACGCUGCCGCGACCCCACUCCCCACUGCCUGGACACUUGGGUAGCAGUCCCCUGGAUAGCCCCCGCAACUUCUCCCCCAACACCCCCGCCCACUUCUCGUUUGCCUCUUCCCGAAGGGCGGACGGACGCCGUUGGUCUCUGGCUUCGCUCCCUUCGUCUGGCUAUGGCACCAACACACCCAGCUCCACUGUCUCGUCUUCCUGCUCCUCCCAGGAGCGCCUCCACCAGCUGCCCUACCAGCCCACCGUGGACGAGCUCCACUUCCUCUCCAAACACUUCGGCAGCACCGAGAGCAUCACGGAUGAGGAUGGCGGCCGCCGCUCCCCAGCCGUGCGGCCCCGCUCCAGGAGCCUCAGCCCCGGGCGCUCCCCCUCCUCUUAUGACAACGAGAUCGUGAUGAUGAACCACGUCUACAAGGAGAGGUUCCCGAAGGCCACCGCGCAGAUGGAGGAGAAGCUGCGGGACUUCACCCGCGCCUAUGAACCCGACAGCGUGCUGCCGCUGGCCGAUGGCGUGCUCAGCUUUAUCCACCACCAGAUCAUCGAGCUGGCCCGGGACUGCCUGACCAAGUCCCGCGAUGGCCUCAUCACCACCGUCUACUUCUACGAAUUGCAGGAGAACCUAGAGAAGCUGCUGCAGGAUGCUUAUGAACGUUCUGAGAGCUUGGAGGUGGCCUUCGUCACCCAGUUGGUGAAGAGACUGCUCAUUAUCAUCUCUCGCCCUGCGAGGCUGCUGGAAUGCCUGGAAUUCAACCCCGAGGAGUUCUACCACUUGCUAGAAGCAGCGGAGGGCCACGCCAAGGAAGGGCACCUGGUCAAGACAGACAUCCCUCGUUACAUCAUCCGCCAGCUGGGCCUCACCCGGGACCCUUUUCCAGACGUGGUGCAUCUGGAGGAACAGGACAGUGGCGGCUCCAACACGCCUGAGCAGGACGACCUGUCUGAGGGCCGCAGCAGCUCCACCAAGGCUAAGAAACCGCCUGGCGAGAAUGACUUCGACACCAUCAAACUCAUUAGCAAUGGUGCUUACGGCGCUGUCUACCUGGUGCGGCACCGGGAGACGAGGCAGCGCUUCGCCAUGAAAAAGAUCAACAAGCAGAACCUGAUCCUGCGCAACCAGAUCCAGCAGGCGUUUGUGGAGCGCGACAUCCUCACCUUUGCCGAGAACCCCUUUGUGGUCAGCAUGUUCUGCUCCUUUGAGACCCGGCGCCACCUCUGCAUGGUCAUGGAGUACGUGGAAGGCGGGGACUGUGCUACCCUGCUGAAGAACAUCGGGGCGCUGCCCGUGGAGAUGGCCCGCAUGUACUUUGCUGAGACGGUGCUGGCACUUGAGUAUUUACACAACUACGGCAUUGUGCACCGAGACCUCAAGCCUGACAACCUCCUCAUCACCUCCAUGGGCCACAUCAAACUCACGGAUUUUGGCCUCUCCAAAAUGGGGCUCAUGAGCCUCACCACCAACCUGUAUGAAGGCCAUAUCGAGAAGGAUGCCCGGGAGUUCCUGGACAAACAGGUGUGCGGAACCCCAGAGUACAUCGCGCCCGAGGUCAUCCUGCGCCAGGGCUAUGGCAAACCGGUGGACUGGUGGGCCAUGGGCAUCAUCCUCUACGAGUUCCUGGUGGGCUGUGUGCCCUUCUUCGGAGACACGCCUGAAGAGCUGUUUGGACAGGUCAUCAGCGAUGACAUCCUGUGGCCCGAGGGAGAUGAAGCCCUGCCCACAGACGCCCAGCUCCUGAUAUCCAGCCUCCUGCAGACCAACCCCCUGGUCCGGCUUGGGGCAGGGGGUGCCUUUGAGGUGAAGCAGCACAGUUUCUUUCGAGACCUGGACUGGACGGGACUGCUGAGGCAGAAGGCAGAGUUCAUCCCCCACCUGGAGUCCGAGGAUGACACCAGCUACUUCGACACCCGCUCAGAUAGGUAUCACCACGUGAACUCCUACGAUGAGGAUGACACCACGGAGGAGGAGCCUGUGGAAAUCCGCCAGUUUUCCUCCUGCUCCCCGCGCUUCAGCAAGGUGUAUAGCAGUAUGGAGCAGCUGUCGCAGCAUGAGCCCAAGACCCCGGUGGCGGCAGCGGGGGGCAGCAAGCGGGAGCCGAGUGCCAAGGGUCUAGAGGAGAAGGUGGCCGGCAAGCGGGAGGGCCUGGGUAGCCUGACCCUGCGCGAGAAGACCUGGAGAGGGGGCUCCCCAGAGAUCAGCAAGCGCUUCUCGGCAUCGGAGGCCAGCUUCCUGGAGGGGGAGGCUAGUCCGCCCCUGGGUGCGCGCCGCCGGUUCUCGGCGCUGCUGGAGCCCAGCCGCUUCAGCGCCCCCCAAGAGGAUGAGGAUGAGACCCAGCUGCGCAGGUCUGCCAGGCCCACCUCUGACCCCCCAGGCUCACUGGACGCACGGGUCCCCAAAGAGACAGCUCAAGGGGAUGGCUCUGCCAGUGGCGGGGACUCCGAAGCCACGGACCAACCACGCCCAGGUGACCUCUGCCCACCUUCAAAGGAUGGGGACCCAUCCGGCCAGAGGGCCACCAAUGACCUGGUUCUGCGCCGGGCUCGGCAUCAGCAGCUGUCAGGGGACCCAGCAGUAGAGAAGCGGCCUUCUCGAACCGGGGGCAAAGUCAUCAAGUCAGCCUCUGCCACUGCCUUGUCUGUCAUGAUUCCUGCAGUGGACCCUCAUGGAAGCUCACCCCUGGCCAGCCCCAUGUCUCCACGAUCUCUCUCCUCCAACCCGUCCUCGAGGGACUCCUCACCCAGCCGGGACUACUCACCGGCUGUCAGUGGGCUCCGCUCCCCUAUCACCAUCCAACGCUCUGGCAAGAAGUACGGCUUCACACUGCGAGCCAUCCGCGUCUACAUGGGUGACUCAGACGUCUACAGUGUCCAUCACAUUGUCUGGCACGUGGAAGAGGGGGGCCCAGCCCAGGAGGCAGGGCUCUGUGCGGGGGACCUCAUCACCCACGUGAACGGGGAGCCUGUGCAUGGCAUGGUGCAUCCUGAGGUCGUGGAGCUGAUCCUUAAGAGUGGCAACAAGGUGGCAGUGACCACAACACCCUUCGAAAAUACCUCCAUUCGCAUCGGCCCCGCCAGGCGCAGCAGCUACAAGGCCAAAAUGGCACGGAGGAACCGGAGACCCUCGGCUAAGGAGGGCCAGGAGAGCAAGAAGCGCAGCUCCCUCUUCCGCAAGAUCACGAAGCAGUCGAACUUGCUUCACACUAGCCGCUCGCUGUCGUCGCUAAACCGCUCGCUGUCGUCCAGCGACAGCCUCCCGGGCUCGCCCACCCACGGGCUCCCGGCUCGCUCACCCACCCACAGCUACCGCUCCACACCCGGCACGCGGCACCAGAGUGUGCAGACCGUGCAGACCGAGGAUGGCUUGGGUGGGGCAGCUAGGGCGGUCGCCAAGGCCGCACUGAGCCCGGUACAAGAACAUGAGACAGGCCGGCGCAGCAGCUCCGGUGAGGUGGGCACGACCCUAGUGCCCAUUGUGGUAGAGCCCGAGCGGCCUGGGGCCAAGGUCGAGGUGCCCUGGUCUCUGGGCUCGGACUGUCAGGGGUUGCCAGGAUCCGUACCCCUGGUGCCUCCCGCACCAGAGAUCCUCCGAGGCCCCGAACGCCGGGGGCUGGAGAUGGUGGAGGAGCGGACCACGCAGAGCGGGCCUCGCUCCAAGCCCACCUCCCCCAAGCUCUCCCCAGAGGCCCAGACCCCUUCUGUAGCCCCUACGAAAAAUGCAACAAGUAGCACAGGGCCCCCAGCCCCACCCACUCCCCUGCUCCAGGCCACCAAGCCUGAGGUGGGGCUGACUUCCAGGUACCCCGCUGAAGCUGUGCCUCCAUCAGGCCUGACCAAAAGGGCCCCCUGCCCCAUGCCCCCUGGCCCAUAGCUGAGGGGGCCGCUGGCCCUGCACUGUACAGCCGCCUGUAUACAUAUGUACACAUAUAAAUAAAGUGUGUCUGUGCGUCGUGA
Molecule: messenger RNA, 4166 nt
Organism: Myotis brandtii (Brandt's bat)
Lineage: Eukaryota; Metazoa; Chordata; Mammalia; Chiroptera; Vespertilionidae
Gene: MAST1
Product: microtubule associated serine/threonine kinase 1
Exons: 29
Coding region: 1-4083 (1360 amino acids)
Biological process (GO): peptidyl-serine phosphorylation; intracellular signal transduction
Molecular function (GO): magnesium ion binding; protein serine/threonine kinase activity; ATP binding
Source: RefSeq, a predicted model, not a curated record